Messenger RNA from Eriocheir sinensis (Chinese mitten crab), 901 nucleotides. Its product is annotated as xanthine dehydrogenase-like. The transcript is spliced from 8 exons. Gene Ontology annotation, molecular function: 2 iron, 2 sulfur cluster binding; oxidoreductase activity; iron ion binding. The coding region runs from base 1 to 858 and encodes 285 amino acids. NCBI's taxonomy places the organism in Eukaryota, Metazoa, Arthropoda, Malacostraca, Decapoda, Varunidae. The record is from RefSeq and is a predicted model, not a curated record.
AUGCACGCCACGGCCAUGUUGACUCUGGGCUCCCUGCGAGGUCCCCCCUCUAUAUUACCUGCAUCAGUGCAGCACGUAAGCCAGCCUGUCUCCCCUGUCAUCCACCGAGCAUACGGGGUCGGGGACGCCUCGCCCACCACACGGCUGGCCUCGUUCCUGCGUGACCAGGGGCUGCUGGGGACUCGCACCACCUGCUACUCCGGGGUGUGCGGCGCCUGCACCGUGGUGGCCACGGUCACGGACCCCAACACCGGGGCCUCCAGGACCAUGACUAUCAACGCCUGCCUUGUGCCGGUGCUGGCGUGCGUGGGCUGGGAGCUGACCACCAUCGAGGGGCUGGGCAACAAGUAUGACGGCUACCACGCCAUUGAGAAGCGCCUCACCGAGUACUCGGGGACGCAGUGUGGCUGGUGCACCCCCGGCAUGGUCAUGAACAUGUAUGGGCUGUCCCAGAGCAAGGCCCAGUGGACGUCCGAGGAGGUGGAGCACCAGCUGGACGGGACGAUGUGUCGCUGCACUGGCUACCGCCCCAUCCUGGAGGCCUUCAAGUCCAUCACGCCGACGGAUAUUGAGGAUGCCCACAAGACAAGGUGCUCCUCUGCCGGCAAGGAAUGCUGCAGGAAGAAGCAACAGGAGAGGAAGGCAGCCAAGAAGCAACAGCGUGUUCCCCGCUCCCUGCAGCUCAAGGCGUCCACCUGGCACCAACCUACCACACUGCAGGAGCUGCUUGACAUCCUGGGUGGCCUUCCUGACGGGACAAGCUACACGCUGGUCUGUGGCAACACUGCCCAGGGUGAGUGGCCCAUCUGUCCCUGUCCUGGCUGUGUUAUGUUCAUCUGUCUUGUUGCCAUGUCCUAAGAGACCUCAGAGUAAGCAUACAGUGUGUGUGUGUGUGUGUGUG